AUGAGUAACACGACGAUGUUUGUGGACGAUAUGGAGGAUGAGGCAAGAAAUGAGAAUUUGGUAAGAGAUUACCUAUUGCAUCAGCUCCAAUUGAAUUUAUUACAUGCUCAAUGGCAUGACAAAACGCAUGAUGAAGCUGUUGAAGAAUUAAUGGAAGCUAAAAGAAUAAUGCAGGAAAUGGAAGAUGAUGUUGUGAAGAAAUUCGUUGCUUUAAAUAAACAAUAUGAACAGAUUAAUGGCAAGUUAUUAACAUAUUCAUUAAAAGAAAUUGAACAUUUAUCAAUUAAGCGACAGACUACUUUGUAUAAAUUCAAUGGUGACGCAAAAGCGUAUUUGACAAAUCACCAAGCUCUAGCAGAACGGUUGUCACAGCUUAAAGAAGAAGUCAAAAAUCAGCAAGAAAAAAUUGCCGUGCUAAAUUCCCAUAUAUCGGAAAUUGACUCUAAAUUACGAUCGGUUUAG
Molecule: messenger RNA, 462 nt
Organism: Acanthocheilonema viteae
Lineage: Eukaryota; Metazoa; Nematoda; Chromadorea; Rhabditida; Onchocercidae
Source: the annotation of a GenBank genome assembly